Messenger RNA from Gigantopelta aegis, 925 nucleotides. Its product is annotated as defense protein l(2)34Fc-like. Gene Ontology annotation, molecular function: oxidoreductase activity, acting on metal ions. NCBI's taxonomy places the organism in Eukaryota, Metazoa, Mollusca, Gastropoda, Neomphalida, Peltospiridae. The record is from RefSeq and is a predicted model, not a curated record. The transcript has 6 exons. Bases 91 to 849 code for a protein of 252 amino acids.
UUUCCGUAUUUAAGCUCCGGGCUGAAAUACGGAAAAUGCGGUAACUGUGGUCUUCGUCUGGCAUUCAAGAGGCACUUGCAACCACCUACUAUGAUCCACUACUACCGGCGGUCAAGACGAAUGCUCGUCCCGUCACCUGCUGUUGGCGUGUUUCUGCUAUUCGUCGCGGUGUGCGAGGUGACGGCGAGAAAGGAUGGAGCGCCGUCGUCUGCGUGUGACAGUAUGACCCCGUCACACGGCAGCUCUGGGAGAACCGACCAACCGCCGUUCAGUCUGUCUGUAUCGACCUCGACCUACACCCCAGGGUCAAUUCUCUCAGUAACUCUUAGACGAGAAGGAGCCGGCACGUUCAAGGGAUUCCUCGUCCAGAUUCGAACUGCUGAUCCUACUAAAGACCAGUCGACUCGCUAUGGACAGUUCUCGGCAGGGUCCAACUCGCGUACUCAGUGCUCGGGGGGAGCCAUCACGCACGUAAUAAAUGAUGAUAAAACGGAAGUGACCUUCACCUGGACAGCUCCAGCUACCGACCAAGGUGACCUUCAAUUCAGAACGACGUAUGUUCAACAGUUUAGCAGUUACUGGAUAGGCGUGAAGUCUGCCAUCAUUAAACCAUAUACCCCAUCGACAUCUUCAACACAAACAGCAUCAACAUUAUCAACAUCAUCACCAGCUUCAACGGAACUCAUAACAUCGACAGCGGAUACAGAUUCGUCUGGCAACACGGAUAAAACCUCAGCUACCACGUCAACCAAGUCGUCUGUUAUUGGAGACGGUGAUAAUGGAACCUGUGACGUCAAACCAAUCAUCUCUUUGAUAGUUUUAGCGUUCGCCAUCUUUCUCAGACUUUGAACAUCCGGAUAUCUCACUCAAAGUCUAUGUACGGUCGCCAUUCGUAUUUUUAUGCAUUAAUAAAUGGUUUUAGGAA